CCGAGCAGAGUCCUCAUUGGUUCACUGGACGGAAAGCGUCAGAAACGCCCCAUGAACUUCUUGCGCAGCAGCUGCACAACGCUGCAGGUAUUAGCGCAGGUAUAAUCCUAAUAGAAUUGUUUUUGAGAAAUAACUAUGGAAGCUAAAUUAAAGAAGGAGUUGGGGACUACUCUGCUGAAGUCAACUGGUCACUCAGGAGGUGGCUGUAUCAGUGAGGGCCAGAGUUAUGAUACCGACACCGGGAGAGUGUUUGUGAAGAUCAAUCACAAGAGCGAGGCCAAAUUGAUGUUUGAUGGGGAGAUGGCCAGUUUGGAAGCCAUUUUAAAAACAGAAACUGUUAAAGUUCCUAAGCCUGUGAAGGUGAUUGAGCUUGACAGAGGAGGAUGUGUAUUUGUGAUGGAACAUCUGGACAUGAGAGGUCUUAGCAAGUACUUAAAGCACCUAGGAGAGCAACUGGCAGAUCUGCAUUUGCACAACAAGAGACAGUUGGAAAAAUUAAAUAAAGAGCAGCAGACAGUGGGAAAAGGAGCUGGACAGUCAGAGGUGGCUGUUGAAAAAUUUGGCUUUGACGUAACAACAUGCUGUGGAUAUCUCCCACAGGAAAAUGAAUGGCAGGAUGACUGGUUGGCAUUUUAUUCCCGGCAGAGACUGCAGUAUCAGCUCAACAUGGUGGAGAAAUCUUAUGGAGACAGGGAGGCCAGAGAACUAUGGUCUGAGCUACAGCUGAAGAUCCCUCAGUUUUUCACAGAUGUGGAGAUUGUCCCCGCUCUUCUCCAUGGAGACUUAUGGGGAGGCAAUGUUGCAGAGUGUGCAGAAGGCCCAGUCAUCUUUGAUCCAGCCUCCUUUUAUGGCCAUUCAGAGUUUGAGCUGGGUAUUGCAGGGAUGUUCGGUGGUUUCAACAAGUCUUUUUACUCUGCCUAUCAUGAAAAGAUUCCUCAAGCACCAGGCUUUGAAAAGAGAAACCAGCUUUACCAACUCUUCCAUUAUCUGAAUCACUGGAACCACUUUGGUGGAGGCUACAGGGGCUCUUCAAUAAGGAUUAUGAAGACCCUAUUGAAAUAACCGCACUCACAUUAACUUGUGCACAUCUUCACAGUCUUAAGCUCUAGCCAAGUAUUAUGUAUAUAUUGAGAGAUGCUAAUUUGACCAAAAACAGUGUGGCUAACUGUUGAGGAGAUAACUUUCUAUAAUGUUCUAAUUUAGUGCGCAGAAAACAAUUAACACAACAAAUUAAUUCUCUCCUGCCUGAGCUUGCUGGUAUGCUACCUAUCAUUUUAAUUUUUGUUUUGUAAUUUUUGUUUGUCUGUCCUUUGUUUUAGUCCUUGCCCAUAUUUGACAACUUGCCUGACUGAAUUAUACUGCUCUGUGAAGGUAUUCUGAUUUUAUCAAUGAAUGCUAGAGUGUAUACUUUUAUGCACAUCAUAAAAGCCUGGCUGAUACACUACAUUAUGUAAUGUUACAGCAUGAAUUAGUGUUUAUUUUCAGACAGUUUCCAUUCACUGCUUAACGAACAAUAAAUCCUGUGAUGAUA
Molecule: messenger RNA, 1531 nt
Organism: Scatophagus argus
Lineage: Eukaryota; Metazoa; Chordata; Actinopteri; Scatophagidae
Product: fructosamine 3 kinase related protein
Exons: 6
Coding region: 136-1062 (308 amino acids)
Source: RefSeq, a predicted model, not a curated record